Messenger RNA from Misgurnus anguillicaudatus (oriental weatherfish), 3383 nucleotides. The record is from RefSeq and is a predicted model, not a curated record. NCBI's taxonomy places the organism in Eukaryota, Metazoa, Chordata, Actinopteri, Cypriniformes, Cobitidae.
UAAAACCAGUUGUGGUUCUUAAUGGUUUUGAGGUUAUAAAGGAAGCUCUGGUUACUAAAGGUAUAGACUUUGCUGGACGGCCACAGGACUUUAUGAUAAAUCAUAUAUCAGAGAAUAAAGAACGCAAUAAAUCCAUUCCUGAUAUUACAGCCCACCAGUCACGCAAUGUAAACAAACAAUGGCGGCGCGCUGAGUACACGGAGGCCUAGUUUUCCUCAUCUACUUUGUACUUCGUGAUCAACAAACAAAACAAAAUAAUACUUUAAUUGCAUUGCUAAACCUGUGAUGGUUUUCUGUGACGGGAAAGAAACGUAAGCCAUCAACAUCUAAUAAUUUCCGCGAGAGGCGCGGUUGCUUGUUCUCCAGACAGCAUCAAGCUUCUCAUGCUAAAACAUUGACCCCAGAGGAUCUUAUGAAAACGUUACAUUAUUUUACUCAAAGUCAACGAAAAUCGAGCGGGACCAAAACAUUUUACAGCUGAUCGCUGUGAAAAUGUAAAGAGACGACGUCAAGUAUAACCGCAGCAAUGACAGUGUUCUUAAUAUAACAAUUUUUAUUAAAGGUGUUGUUUUGGCCGACUAUGGCCCAACUUGGAAGGAACAUCGACGCUUUGCUCUCAUGACCCUGAGAAACUUUGGUCUGGGGAAGCAAACAAUGGAAGAGAGGAUUCUGGGAGAAAUCUCACAUAUAGUUGCAUGUUUGGAAAAAAAUGCAGGAGGAAUGGUAAAUCCUCAGACCAUGUUUCACAACGCCGCAUCAAAUGUUAUCAGUUUGGUUCUGUUUGGAUCCCGUUUCGAUUACACUGAUAAAUUUCUCACAAGCUACGUUCAGCUUAGUACAGAGAUUUCAAAGAUCAUCAAUGGACCAUGGAACCUGAUAUAUGACACAUUUCCUGUAUUGAAAUGCUUGCCUUUACCAUUUAAAAAAGCCUUUGAUAAUGCAUUGAAGAUUAAACAUAUGACUUUGAAACUGAUCGAAGAGCACAAGAAGACGAGAGUCCCAGGAGAGCCUAGAGACUUCAUUGACUGCUACCUGGAUGAGCUUGAUAAGAGAGGAGAUUAUGGUUCAUCGUUUUCUGAAGCCCAGCUUAUCAUGUACAUUUUGGACUUGCACUUUGCAGGGACUGAUACAACAUCCAACACCCUCCUCACUGCAUUCCUCUACCUCAUGAAUCACCCUGAUGUUCAGGCGAGAUGUCAGCAAGAGAUUGAUGAAGUUCUGGAAGGUAAAGAUCAGGCGUCGUAUGAAGACAGACACAAUAUGUCUUACACACAGGCUGUGAUUCAUGAAGUUCAGCGUGUGGCAAACACCGUACCACUCAGUGUGUUUCACUGCACCACCAAAGACACAGAGCUGAUGGGUUACAACAUCCCAAAGGGAACAGUAGUUAUUCCUAAUCUUGCAUCUGUACUAAAAGAAGAAGGUCAGUGGAAGUUUCCUCAUGAGUUUAAUCCAGCCAAUUUUCUCAAUGAUGAGGGCCACUUUGAAAAACCUGAAGCCUUUAUUCCCUUCUCGACAGGGCCACGUGUGUGUCUUGGUGAGGGUCUUGCUCGUAUGGAGCUCUUCCUGGUCAUUGUCACCCUGCUGCGUCGUUUUCAGUUUGUUUGGCCUGAAGAUGCCGGGGAACCAGAUUACACCCCUGUGUUUGGAGUCACGCUCACACCCAAACCCUACAGAAUGCACAUCAGACUCAGAGAACCGGUCAUAAAAUGAUUUUCCUUUUAUUUUCGGUUUCUAAAAGGAGUUAACUUACAGGCUGUGAGUCAAAGCAGGAGAAAUUAUGAUAAUGUCGGUCUUGUCUAUAUCACCAAUCCCAGGAAAUAAACUGUGUUUUUUGUAGUCCAAGCAAAGAGAUUUAAGUUGGAGAUGAUAACUUCAUCGUUUACUUUGGUGUACCUUUUGCAUAUCAUUAACAUGCUAAUACACACACAAUGAAAUGUAAAAAGUGAAUUAGACUUAAAAGGAAUAUUCCACUUUCUUAAUAAAAAAAUCCAGAUAAUUUACUCACUCCCAUGUCAUCCAAAAUGUUGUCUUUCUUAUUUCAGUCGAGAAGAAACUACGUUUUUUGAGGAAAACAUUCCAAGAUUUUUCUACAUUUAAAGACUUUAUUGGAUCAGUUUACUCUUUAAAUUCAGUUUAAAAUUGCAUUUUUAACGCAGUUUCAAAGGACUCCAAACGAUCCCAUAUGAGGCAUAAGGGUCUUAUCUAGCAAAACGAUGGUCAUUUUUGGAAAGAAUAUUUUACUUUAAACCACAACUUCUCGUUUUGCACCAGCCGUGUGAUGCACCAGCGCAACCUUAUGUGGGCCUAAUGCGUAACCACGUCAAAAGGUUACGCGUCACAAAUGUGAAACACACAUUUGCGGACCAUUUUAAAAGUACAGACAAUUUUAUUCUUCCUUGAAAAUGACAAUCAAUUCGCUAAAUAAGUACGUUUAGUGUUAAAAAUGCAAUUUUAAACUGUUUUGAAACUGUUAACUGUUGAGUUCCAAUAAAGUCAUUUAAUUUUUUUAACUUAAUUUCUUCUUGAAUGAACAAAGACACUAACAUUUUGGAUGAGUAAAUGAUCUGGAUUUUUUUAAGAAAGUGGAAUAUUCCUUUAAUAUACAGCAAAAUUUAAACAAUUAUUUUCCUGUUGACCACUGAGAAAAAUGACAGAUCUUCCAGCCUAAUCUGACCAGAAUUUGUAAUUAAGUAAGAAAGAAGGGUUAGCACCUUUAAAAAUGUCAAUUUAGGUACUUGCCGUUCACACAUGCUAAAUAUGAUCAGAUUUAAAUCGAAUAUUGUACAUUCUAUGGAAAUGUCAAUUUUUCUUUCCCUCACCUUUACAGAAUUAAGCUUGAAAACACUUUAGGGUUAAAAUUUCUUUAUAUUUUAAAAUGAAACAUUGUGUUAUUUGAACAAAUGCACCUUGUUGAACCAUCAAUAUGUUUUUUUGUCUUUUAAUUAAUUGUUUAGAAUUACAAGCACCACAGAAGUGCUUGUCCCACAGUCUCAUACAGAGGGAAAGUGCUUUAUUUUGAAGUCAAAAACAGAUUUUUCUUCAAUUUAAAUCAUCUAAUAAUGUAUACAUAACUAUUAAAUAUAUGAUAAAUAUAUAGUAAAUGGCAAAAAAGGUGAAUAAACACAAAAAAUAUAUAAUGAAAAAAGUUCAUGGAGUUGUGUCACUGGUGUUACUGUUUAACAAAAUUGUCUUAUUUUAAAAUAAAAUCACACUGUUGACAUUACUCUUGACCACCUUCUUCCCAUUUCCUAAAUGUUGAUGAAGAAAGGCUCAUGUUUAGUCCACUGUCUCUUUUCAGUUAUUAAAAAUUGUCUAAUUUAUCUCAUGAUUUGUAAAAAACUAGAAUAUAAAUCGAUUAAACUAUUCAUGUUACUGAGCAU